AUGAAGAUGGUUCCGGCGAAGAUCAGUCGAGCCAUCCGGCGCGCCCUCCGCUAUUCCGCGGACGCGAUGAAAGUCGCGGAAGAGAAGAAGGACAACGCCACGAACGCAUCCGCGGCUGCUGCGGACAAGGCUUCAGAGGCCGAAAGGCAGAAGGGGGCCGCGGAGAAGAUGCUCAAGGAGCUCGAGGAGGGGAAGGACCGGUUGGAGAAGAUGCGGGUCGAGGCCGCCAAGGCUGCCGAGAACGACAAGCAGGAGCAAGCGGCUUGGCGGGCUGCCGAGAAGGAUUUGGAGCAGAAGGUGAAGGCAGUCCAGGAUGAGGAAGAGGAGAUUCAGAAGAUCCAAGCCGAGAUGCGCAAACUCGCCGACCGGUUGAUGGACCACAAGAACGCCAAGGCCGAGAAGGAGCUGGACAAAAACGAGCAGGAGUUCGUCGUGCAGAAGGCCGCUGCCGACGCCGCGGCAUCUGGCGGUAUCAAGCGUGCUGCCAUGGAGGCGCAGCAGAAGGCCGCCGCCGCCUACGAGGAUGCAGAGAAGCACUGCCGCGAGCAAGAAACGCGAGCCGAAGAAGCCGACAAGCAGUCGAAGGAAGCUCAGGCCGAUGCUGAGUUUGCCAAGCACCUGCAAGACGAAGCGGAGACGGAUCUGCAGAACAAGCUGGCAACGAGCGAACUGGUCAAGGAGCUGCGAACGUCAGUGCAGGCCUACUACGACGAGGUGGAUGCUAUGACCAAGUCCAUGGAGGCGCGCAUCGCAGAGAACGCGGCCAACGGCAGCCCCAAGCAGGCCCACGAGCUGAUGACCGAGGAUGAACACGUGAAGCAGAGUAUGAUUAUCUACAACAAGAUGGUUUUGGUCUUCAGCCGCCUCUUCCAUGAGGAGAAGGAGUUCUUCGAAAUGGUCAACGAGAGCAACAAAGAGAUCAGCGAGAACGCGCAGGCCGCCAUCCUCUUGCAGUGCGAUCCCACAGAGGACUUGGAGAUGGCGGCGAGGGAGAGUGGCAACCUGGAAGAACUGGACGCGAAAUGUGGCACUGGCCUCUGGGACAAGCUGGACCUCGAGAGGCAGCAGUUUCCGACCGACAAGGGCGAGGCCGGCACAGUGGAACCGGUGACGUCAAACUCAAAGCCUCUUGAGCCGGACAGCGGUGAGGCCAGCAACGAGGCAACGUCCCUGAGACAAGACGACCAGCAAAACCCGGCUAUGCUGCAGGUCCGUGAUCUCGACGUUGCGCGCCAGAUCCGCCGCCACGGCUUCCCGAUGUGA
Symbiodinium sp. CCMP2592 is the source of this 1263-nucleotide messenger RNA. Lineage: Eukaryota; Dinophyceae; Suessiales; Symbiodiniaceae. The record is from the annotation of a GenBank genome assembly.